GCACGCAAUCGACGCUAUCCAAUUAGCGCGAGAAGAAGUCAUGGAGACUAGCCACGUGAUAAGGGUCCAGACAAGGCUGUGCGGAGAAGGCUGAGGCUGCAGCCUUGCCGCAAUACUACCCAAAUUCGUCCUCCGUUUCGUCCGCCCUCAGCCGCGCGAGCCCGCAGGCUCAACUUGCGACGGCAUCUGCAUUUCGAGAAAUCUUUGGUCUCUAACCUACAAACCUGUGCGGUCAGAGUGCUCGAGUGUAGGUAUUCGGGCUUCUGAAGGAUCAAGAUAAGCUCAGUACUGUCGUGUGCCCCUUCACAGUGAUCCGAGUCUGUGAACCCGCUCCCCGCAACCGCGGAACCCUGCGAUCGUGGACUCUUGAAUCAAGAGACACAGUUACACAGCAGCAGUCAUGGCCUCGGCACUAGUCCUAGGCUGCACUGGCCUUGUGGGCUCUCACAUUCUGUCCACAUUAAGAUCGGGCGCGCCGGCCUACUUCUCAAAUAUCGAUAUCAUCGCUCGCCGACCCCCUCCACCUGCCCCGGAAUCCAGCAUUCCGGUGAAAGAGUUCGUCGACAAAGACACCAACAAAUGGGCGCCGCAUAUAUCUUCGUUGUCACCUCCGCCGUCGGUCUUAUUCUCGGCGCUUGCGACCACCCGGGCUGCCGCCGGUGGCUUCGAGAACCAGUACAAACUCGAGCAUGAUCUAAAUAUUGAGCUUGCAAAGGCCGCCAAAGAAGCAGGGACAAAGACCUACGUGUUGAUAUCGGCCGGUGGUGCCAACCCUAAUGCUUUCUUUGCCUAUCCAAAGAUGAAAGGUGAAAUUGAAGAGCACAUCAAAGAGCUCGGCUUCGAGCAUACCAUCAUACUGCGUCCCGGCCUCAUCGUUGGCAAGCGUGAAGAAAGUCGCCUGGUUGAAGGUAUCUUCCGCACUAUUGCGACCGGAUUAGGCCACAUCCACAGCUCUCUAAAGAAUACCUGGGCGCAAGAUGCAGAUGUCAUCGCGAAAGCUGCCGUUUCCGCCGCCAUCAAGGCUGAAAAGGGUGAAGUAAAAGACAAAGUGUGGAUCAUUGGACAAAAGGAUAUCAUCCGACUUGGAUUGCACGAGUGGAAGUCAUCCUAAUGUUCCGUCCCAUCUUGACUUUCGUUUGCAAGUGAACAGAUACCCAUAAUUCAGGCAGUUAAGCAAUGCUAAUAAUCCAUGUUUGGCGGAAAUGUGCUGUAUUCACACAUCCAUUCUCUUCUCAAUAGCAGGUACUUUGUACUUCGGACACCGAGAUGCAAAACUCGAGAGUUCUAACUCCAGCUCGUUCAAACAC
Exophiala dermatitidis NIH/UT8656 is the source of this 1307-nucleotide messenger RNA. RefSeq lists its product as uncharacterized. The transcript is spliced from 2 exons. The coding region runs from base 401 to 1111 and encodes 236 amino acids. The record is from RefSeq and is a predicted model, not a curated record. Gene Ontology annotation, cellular component: cytoplasm. Gene Ontology annotation, biological process: import into nucleus. Lineage: Eukaryota; Fungi; Ascomycota; Eurotiomycetes; Chaetothyriales; Herpotrichiellaceae.